CAACACUGACUUAGGAUUUCUGGAUACCAGCAGAUUGCAUGUCAGGUUUAGAGAGGACAAAGGCUAACUCCAUCUAGCAAGCAACAUGGCUUGCUUCUGAAUUCAGGGCUUAUUAGGUAUCAUCAGGAUCUUUUGUAGAUCCCAUCUGGAUUUAUUAUAAUUGUUUAGGUGCCGUUUUUCAGGAUAACAAUCCCCCCCUGCAAAGCAGCACCCAAAUAAUAUAAACAAAUAAGAAGCAAUACUUAAAAAAAGAAAGAAACAAGCAGGAAGCUUCUAGGCCUUUCCAGAGGCUAGUUGGUGGUAAUGAUCCUGUGGGGAUGGGGAGGAAAGAAAGGAGACUUCCUCCUUUAUUCAGUGUUGGUUUCUUGUAAAUGAGGAUGAGCCACUUCCUGGAAAAGUUAGUUGUUCAUCCCUGAUAUUAUUUUGGAGACAAAACAAAAAUAUAGUUUUAAAUAAAUUGGUUGGAAUUAAUUGACUGUGGUAUUGGGGAAGAUCUAUGAUAUCCCUGUCAGAUUCCUGCUGGCAAAGCAUAAAGUAGGGGAAGGAGGAUUCUUGUUCCUAUUAUUUUCUUCCCUCUUUAUCGUACUUGCUGUCUUGUCUUUCCUUCUCAAAGGAAAGUUAGAAAUUCAGAAGGGAUUUGUGUUUGGUGGAUCAGAGAUCUCCUUCAGUCUGAUCCACAUUUACUCCUUGCCACCCAAAUCAGAAAGUAGCAGAGAUUUCUGCCACCAGAGCAUAGGAGUUGCUAACUAGUUCUCCUCCUCCUCCUCUCACCAUGGAAAAGGAGGUGAUCUACUGCCUGUUGGAUGCCCUGAGAUAAAAUUGUACAAUCUGUUCCUAGAACAUUCCUGCGUUCCCUGGAAUGUUCCAUUUAUCUUUCAGAAUGUGCCCUUCCAGAGGUUGUUUGUCUGUUUCCAGAACUGAAUCUUUUGGAACAGGAAGAGGGUUUGGAUCUUUGGAUACAGCCCAGGCAUAGAUUGCAUGGGAGUCUCAUUUAGGCCUCUCUCAUUAUAAAAGUCUGAGUCAAGCUUGUCAUUCAUAUCUGAAUAAGCAGUGGUUCCUUCCUACACUAGAAGUCAAUGAACUGUAAAAUGAGCCAGUGUUACUACUCUAAGGUCAGUCUUCGCACAGAUCUUAUUUUUGCACACAAUGACUAAACCAUUAAAAACAGCCAUAAUAAGAAAUAAUAGAAAAACGUCUUCCUUACUGUUUGUGUUCUCUCUCUCCCUCUCUCCCUUGACUCAUUGGAAAGACUCUUCCUACAAGCUCAGAAUACAGAGGCAGAAAGAAGCAUUGAAUGGACAGUGAUUAAUGAUACAAUGAAGGCCUGGAGUGAUAGCCAGUCAGACCUUUACAGCAGUGACCUAGAAGAAGAGGAAGAAAUGAUUUUUGGAGAAAACGAAGAAGACUUGGAAGAGAUGAUGGAUUUAAGUGAUCUUCCUACCUCACUCUUUGCUUGCAGUGUUCAUGAAGCAGUAUUUGAAGUUCAAGAGCAAAAGGAAAGAUUUGAAGCGCUUUUCACAAUCUAUGAUGCUCAUGUUACAUUCCAGUUAUUUAAAAGCUUCCGAAGAGUAAGGAUAAACUUUAGCAAUCCAGAAGCAGCAGCAAGAGCACGGAUAGAACUCCAUGAGACAGACUUCAAUGGGAAAAAACUGAAGCUAUAUUUUGCCCAGGUUCAGGUGCCCAGUGAAGUGGGAGACAAAUCUUACCUUUUGCCCCCCCAGCCUGUUAAACAAUUUCUGAUAUCGCCACCUGCAUCACCACCAGUAGGAUGGAAGCAGAGUGAAGAUGCUACUCCUAUGAUAAACUAUGACUUGCUUUGUGCUGUUUCAAAAUUGGGGCCUGGGGAAAAGUAUGAGCUCCAUGCUGGAACCGAAUCCACUCCGAGUGUUGUGGUCCAUGUGUGUGAAAGCGAAACCGAAGAGGAAGAUGAAGUGAAGAACCCCAAGCAGAAGAUAGUGCAGACUAGGCGCCCAGACCCACCGCCCGCCUUAAUAAGCGAAACAAAAACUCUUGAAUGUAUGCUAGAAGUAGGAGGUGGGAUGCACUACUGAUCUGAGGCUAUUAAUCAUGGCAGUGGAUGAUUACUCAUAUUUGCAUUGCUGCAUCCCGCAUAGCAGCAACAGACUCCUCUUGCAGUCAUCUCGCAUCAAGAAGACAUUUUGAAGAGCACUUUAAUUUUUAAGGUCAACUUCCAAGAUGUAGCAAACCCACUAGGCUGCCAAUCCUAGGAGAGUGCCAUUUCUGGAAUCUGUGUUACCAUCCACUUGGUGUUUGUACGGCCGAAAGGAACUUGGCUGCUGCCAUCUCUCUAUGGGCUACCACAUGGUUUUGUAUGUGAGUCUCUCAUGCAUAUUUUUGUGUGCUGGUGUAUAACAUGAAUCUGAUUCAUUUGAUGUUCUAAGUAAUAGUGACAAAAUAUAAAUGUAAUGUACAAUGUACAUUGUUAUCAGUAGGAGAAUCUCAAACUGUUUUGGGGUGAUAGAAUCAAAUAUUCAAGCAGGUUUGUUUUGUGGUUUCUGGGUUUCCCCCCCCCCCCUUAUAGGUGCCAUAGUUGUGUGUGUUGAAUGUCAAGGUAUUCUUAUGAGUUGAUGUAAAGCAAAACAAAACAAAUUGGGAGUUGUAAUAGUUCUUUUCUGCCCCCUGCAACUCGGGAAAUUAAACAAUUGAAAUACCUACAAGGAUACAGUGGAGAAUGGAUUCAUUACCUUCAGGCACAUUUUCCUAACCUGUCUUUUAACACCUGCUGUGGUUAUGUCUAACACCAGAUAUUUCCAAAGCAGGGAGUGUCUUCUUCCACAGUCCUGUGUACCGCUUACGCAGCUUGCUCUUCUUCGCCUGUUUUACAGACUAUCCUGGUUGGCCAAGCAAGUAUAGCCCGCCCACUCUUCAUUUUUCUGCUACUUCAACUGUUUUCCAUUUGUGAGAAAACCCCAAUUUAUCAUUUCUGGGCUCAGGUCACACAUGCUGUGCCAAGAUUUUUAGCCAUGGUUUGUUCUACAAGCCAUAGUAACAUGGUUUAUUGAUAAAGCUAAGCCAAAAACAAACCAGCUGCAUUAUGUCUUAUGCAAUAUGUGAAUCAGCCUGUUGUCUUAUAGAGAAUGCAAGUCAACAUUUCCCAGUGAGCUUCUGGUUGAAUUGCUUGUUUAUUGCCUGGUUUAUUUUCCUCCCUGGCAUCAACCAUCUAGCUUCAUUAUUUCUCAGGAAGGAAAGAAGAGGUGCACCAAGAUAAUCUGCAUUCUGCUGUGCAGGAGGAAGGCUAACCAUUCAGCUGCAGAGACUUGAGAAAUAAGGUUAGACCAGUUGUGUAAAUUGCUCCUUAUGCCUGCCUUUCUCUUCUCAAUGUCUUUCUGCAAAAUAGCACCUUUAUUCAAUUAUUUCUGUAAUAUUACAUGUCUGAAAGUGAAUACCUUUUUAUGGCUGAAAUAAAUGGAAAAACAGAUACAGGAAGUGUUGGGUUCUACUUUAUCUGUAUAAUCAUCAGUUAUUCCAAAUUCUUUGUGAAUCAGGUUGAAUUCAGGGCAGAGAGUCCAUUUUCCCACCUUCCCCCUGUCUCUUGACACAUCCUAGAGUUGGAGAUGGUUGUACUAUUUUCCUUAAGACUGCUACAUCUGGGCAGCAGAAAUGCAGAUGACCACCAGAUGGCAGCACAUACCGUUUUCUGGAUCUCUUUGCUGUCCCCUAGUGCUUGCUUGACUUUUGCAUCCCAGAGCUAGUAGCCCUAGUUCUGCUGCUCAUGCUUUAACCUCUCCAUGGGCUGAUUCCCAGAAAAAAAAUCCCUUUGAAUCCUCUGCACUUUUAUCAUAGGGGAAAGUGAGCAAACCACAAAUAAUGGCUAGCUGUUUACAGUGAUUCAGGAUAGUUUAAUUUUAAGCAGAACUUUGCAUUCGUAGUAGAUGAAGAGUGUCUUUGAUCAUUUCAGAACUCCUUUAUCACUAAAUUUUACUGGAUGGCCUUGAAGCAGUUAGAUUCUCAGUCUAAUCUUCAAGAAUCUGUAGGAUCAUGGGACACCUUAUGCAACUGUAAGGUCUUUUGAUGCAAACGUGAUUAAUUUAGAAGGGGAAGACUAAAGGCAACUGCCAGAAUAAAGCUUAGCUUUGACCUGUUAUUUUAAGAACAAAAGCCAGCGUAUUUAUGUAUGAAAAACACGGCUGAAGUUUCCCACAGUAUGACUUCAUUCUGGUAACAUGAAAUCAAAACAUAACAUGAUACAAGUUUUGUAUCUACAUAUAGAGAAGUAUUGAUUAUUGACAGUAAAAUACUGAGCACCGUGCUAUGUCUCUGCUGUGGUGGGAUAUUGUGGAACAGUGAGCCCCAUUUGGGCAGAUAAAGUUAGAUUCCAUUAGCUGAUCUCAAGGAAUCUCAUUGGCCCUCUGCAUUUGUGAAGUUGUGAACUUGGCUCUCUUGUUGCUGAUGGACUGCUGAGCAGCGCAGUGAGAAGCUCAUAGUUAUGGGGUUUGCUAGCAUGUUGUGUAGAACGUGGCCUUUUAUUACCUCCUACUUUCUCAGACUGAUUAAUGCUAGUAGGGAGUCCCAGCUGAAGAACAUGGAAAAUGCUGUGCUCUUUGAUUCAUCCAGCAGGAAAACAGAUACAAUACACCUUGGCAGUGUAUGAUCGAUUUGGGGCCAUGUGAUCCUCUACCUAUUUUCAAAUGCCUUCUGUAAUAGAUCACAUUAGAUCUCUGGUAGGAGUAGUUUGCUGCUUUCCUGCUGCUUCAGAGAGAGAGAGAGAAGGAGCUCUGAAAGAGGGGGAAAGGGGAAACAUUUGCUUAUCCCUACUGAUGGUGAUCAGUGGAAUCUUUCUGUAGGACAAUAGAAUAUGUGGCCCUUGAAUUGUGUUGUUUUCUCUGUAAAAUGAUCGAGGCUUCUCUUAGACAGAGAACUUUCAACACUACAGUAUUGAGGGCAGCAAAACAGAAAGCAAGCAGAGAAAAUCUUUGUGGCAACACCCAAACAUUCGGUUUAAGUCUGGCUGCAGUUUUUAUUUUGCCCACGUUAGUUGGUAUAGUGGCAUAUUUUAUUGUUUUUCACCCACAGCACCAAAGGAACUUGAGAUGGCUCUGUUGUGACUUGUCUUGCUGUUGGAAUCUCAUAGGUACCUGAUGGGUCAUUUUGAAAACAGAACAUUGGCCUUGAGUCUGAUUUGACACAGUUUUUGUAUACUCUCUCUCUCUGCCCUUCACGUACUUUGGAAGGGCUCGACAUGUUUCAUGGCUUGCAGUAUAUAUUUCUAGUCAGGUGGUGUGAUCAAUAUUAUCUUUCAACAACCCAUGCAACCUUUUUUCCCAUUUGCACUAAUCAGGAAACAGAAUUAUCAGUGCUAAUGAAGGUGUAGUUGUUUAAUCAGUUCAGUAUUUUGCAAGUUUCACGGUACAUAGAAGGAAGGGAUCCAGUCAAAAAUCCCGUCUUUUAACAGCUGCAGCAGGAAGAUGUACAAUCUGUGAAAAAAGCUUUUGGGUUUUUUUUAAAAAAUGUUGUAUAUCUUUGCCACUGUAUGUUGUUAGGGCUUCAUGGGAGUAUAUAAAGAGAACCUGAGUGAACAAAUGACCAAAUCAUCCAGAUGUGGAGUCUGCCAUUGUGAAAAGGUAAUUGUUUUCCCCGUUAAUGCAGUUCAAUUAAAGGGAUAACCAGGGGCAGCCAUGUGAAUCAUUAAACAGUCAGGGCUGAUUUAGGCCUGCUCUGCCCUAUAUAAAUCUUACAAACUUUGGCUCUUCUUGUAACAGUAAAGUUCUUUCUCCCAGAACUGUAAAUACUGUUUGCUCAUGCAUAGCUCUUGUUGCACUUACAGGGUAUUACACUAUUAUCUUGCCAGCAAACUGCUAAGCCUCUUCUGCGGCUAAAAAAAAAAGGGUGUAUUCAUGUUUGUGAAAUUAAACAAGGUGGAAGUUUCUUUUGUGAAAUGGAGCUGCACAGGCUACCUGAAUGAGGAACUGAAAUGAAUAUCUCUGCACACCUCCAUGUAAACUUUGGACUUGCAUCCCAUGGUCAAACCUCAUGGUGGUUUCAAUAUUUGUUAAGUAUUCUCCAAUAGAAAUUGUUUCUGUGCAACAUGCCUGCAAUGGGAUAACCCAGCCAAGACAGCAUUUGGGAUGUGUCUAUUCCAAAUAAACCACUGUGAAUAAAACAAGGAUAGCAUUUGGAAA
Molecule: messenger RNA, 6140 nt
Organism: Python bivittatus (Burmese python)
Lineage: Eukaryota; Metazoa; Chordata; Lepidosauria; Squamata; Pythonidae
Source: RefSeq, a predicted model, not a curated record